This is a messenger RNA of Pseudozyma flocculosa PF-1, 2406 nucleotides long. RefSeq lists its product as uncharacterized. Gene Ontology annotation, biological process: regulation of DNA-templated transcription; DNA-templated transcription. The transcript has a single exon. Lineage: Eukaryota; Fungi; Basidiomycota; Ustilaginomycetes; Ustilaginales; Ustilaginaceae. Gene Ontology annotation, molecular function: zinc ion binding; DNA-binding transcription factor activity, RNA polymerase II-specific; DNA binding. The record is from RefSeq and is a predicted model, not a curated record. Bases 1 to 2406 code for a protein of 801 amino acids.
AUGCCCGACCAACCACACCACCAUGCUCGCCAUGUCCACAACCAUGUCCUCGACUCGUCGCCCGCCACAUCGGCCACACCGAGCACACACUGGACCCCGUACACCUUCCACUCGGAGCCAACACCUCUCCUCCCCUCGAUGCACACGCCCAACACUGCCAACGUCGCCACCACCCGGGCAGACGGCAACCACGACGCCCGCACUCACCGCACCAGUGCCAGCCUAGAUUCCCACUCGCCCAUCGAACCCAUGCCGCUCGACCACUCGCACUCCUCGCCUCGGUCCGACGCCCAUGCCCACUCCCACCUCGACCAACCGGGUCCCAGCCGCCCUCGCUCCAGCAGCGCCGCCGCCCCAAGCCUUCUCCCCCGCUCCGCCCGCAACGACAAGCGCUCCAGCGCAGCCUGCAUCCCGUGCAGAAAGAGGAAGCGACGCUGUGAUGGCGUAAAGCCCAUCUGCUCCACCUGCCAGCGCUCCUCGUCCCGCCAGUGCGCCUGGGACGCAAACGGCGACCGCCGCAAACCCGUCAACAAGAGCAUGCAGUAUGCCUUCCACGCCCGCAUUCAGGCUCUCGAGGCAAAGCUCGACGAAUACGCACAACCGUCCGAACCCACCGUCAGCAGCCCCUCCUCCGCAAAGGGCAAGGCAAAGUCGGCCCAGUCGCUCCAUGACGACGGCGUGGUCCCGCUCUCCGGACCCAGGUUUUGCAUCAAUCCCCUGCAGAACGCUUGCAACUUGGCAGCUCAAGCUGGCGCCCAGCAGCAGCGUCAUCAGCUUGCCUCAGAAGCAUCGGUCGGGCAGGACCGUGGGAAGGGUCGACUCCUUUCGUCCGACCAGGUCUUCGCCGACGCUUACGAGGUCCUCUUUGUCGACACGCCACGGCCGCUGCUCGAGCAUUGCCUCUACACCACUUUUGACCACGGCAUCGCUCCCGGUCGGCUGAUCCCGCGGCCGACGUUCUUUAAAGCCUUUGUCCGCCACCCAGCCUCGCGCAGCCACGCCUACUCGACCUUCCUGCUCGGCUCGCUCCUCUGCCUCGGUGCGGCCUACCAGACUCGACCGUAUCUCGACUCUUUGUUUGGCCCUUCGCCCAGCAGCAGCUGCACCCACAGCGUGUCUGAGGGCACCGAAAGCGGCAGCGACGCGGAUGGCGACGAGGUCCGUCGCCGCUCCAGGCUCCGGCACGCUUCCCGCGACCCGGCGGUCGUCUUCGAUCGCUUCUGGCAAGUGACAAACUCGCUCAUCAGCGCCGAGCUCGCCGACCCACGUCUCUCGACCGUCUGCGGCCUCGUUGGGCUGGUCAAGACGUGCUUCGCGCAGGCCAAAGAGGCGCUGGCGGAUACGUACCUCGUUAUGGCGCUCCGACUCUGCCUCCGACUGGACCUGCACCGCGACCACUCGCACCUCUCCCCCGAGGACGAUCGGCUGCACACCUUGACCUUCUGGGCGUGCUUCUGGGUCGAGACAAUGCUGGCGUUGCGCCAGGGGCGGCCGAGCCGUUUUCGCUCCUCCGACAUUUUGUGCGGACUGCCGCCCAUCCAGCCCGAGCUCGACGCUACGUUUCCCAUCUUUAUCUCGGAGGGUUAUCGGUACCAGAUCCAGCUCUUCCUCGUCGCCUCUGACAUCCUCGAGUUCCUGCAGGAUGCGACCGGUGCGAGGGAUGGUGAGGGGAUAGGGGAAGGCGAGUUUGAGCAGGUCACGGCCCUCGACCUGCGCCUCGAGGCAUGGUACAACCAGCUUCCCUCUGGCCUUCGCCCGUUGUUGUCGUCGUCGUCGUCGUCAUCUACCACCGUCGCCUCGUCCGGUACCGCUGGCAUCGCCGCGGAUUCGUCGGUGGUGGCCGCGUCGACAAAGGCAAAGACGGCGGAUGCGCACAUCAUCUGCAUCUCGUUGUUCUUCCACCUCAUCAGCCUCACGCUGCACCGCAACUACAUCCACCUGACCCCCUCGUCGUCGUCGUCGUCGCCACCAACAUCGACGUCAUCCUCGUCAUCGUCGGACGCAUUGUGCCGGUUCUCGCGCACCAAGACGAUACGAUCGAUCAAGGAGAUCGUCCGACUCGUCAAGGCACUGCGCUCCACGUCUUGCCCAAACGAGGCUGUGGAAUGGGACGAGGAUGGAGCCGGAGGGUGGUUGGAAAGGAAGAACCCGUUCCUUUUCCUACCCAUCACCAAGGCCGUCGAGGCUCUGCUGUCCCUCUCCUCUUCCCCUCCUUCGUCGUCGGCCGUGGCGGUAUUGGAGGAGGACGGAGCGGGAGGGCGAUCGGUGCUGAACGCAGAGAGGGAGGGGCAGAGGAGAAAGGAUCUCGACCUUCUACUCGACUCGCUGGGUUCGAUUGGACGUGUCUGGACGGCGGCAAAGAGGGACAAGGAGGUCUUGGACGUCGUGCGCUCCCUCGUUUGCUAG